Messenger RNA from Pipistrellus nathusii (Nathusius's pipistrelle), 2496 nucleotides. Lineage: Eukaryota; Metazoa; Chordata; Mammalia; Chiroptera; Vespertilionidae. The record is from the annotation of a GenBank genome assembly.
AUGUCUAAGAAGGGCCGGAGCAAGGGCGAGAAGCCCGAGAUGGAGGCGGACGCCGUGCAGGUGGCCAACGAGGAGCUGCGGGCCAAGCUGACCAGCAUCCAGAUCGAGUUCCAGCAGGAGAAGAGCAAGGUGGGCAAGCUGCGCGAGCGGCUGCAGGAGGCCAAACUGGAGCGGGAGCAGGAGCAGCGGCGGCACACGGCCUACCUCUCGGCGCUGCGGGCCAAGCUGCACGAGGAGAAGACCAAGGAGCUGCAGGCGCUGCGCGAGGCGCUCAUCCGCCAGCACGAGCAGGAGGCGGCGCGCACGGCCAAGAUCAGGGAGGGCGAGCUGCAGCGGCUGCAGGCCACGCUGAACGUGCUGCGCGACGGCGCGGCCGACAAGGUGAAGACGGCGCUGCUGGCCGAGGCGCGCGAGGAGGCGCGCAGGGGCUUCGACGGCGAGCGGCUGCGGCUGCAGCAGGAGCUGCUGGAGCAGAAGGCGGCGCGCAAGCAGGCGGAGGAGGCGCUCAGCCACUGCGUGCAGGCCGACAAGGCCAAGGCGGCCGACCUGCGCGCCGCCUACCAGGAGCACCAGGACGAGGUGCACCGCAUCAAGCGCGAGUGUGAGCGCGACAUCCGCCGGCUGAUGGAUGAGAUCAAGGGGAAGGACCGGGUGAUCCUGGCCUUGGAGAAGGAGCUGGGCGUGCAGGCCGGCCAGACGCAGCGGCUGCUGCUGCAGAAGGAGGCUCUGGAUGAGCAGCUGGUGCAGGUCAAAGAGGCCGAGCGGCACCACAGCAGCCCCAAGCGGGAGCUGCCGCCCGGCAUCGGGGACAUGGCGGAGCUCCUGGGCGCGCAGGAUCAGCACUUGGAUGAGCGAGAUGUGAGGCGCUUUCAGCUGAAGAUUGCGGAGCUGAACUCGGUGAUCCGGAAGUUGGAGGACAGGAACACCCUCCUGGCAGAUGAGAGGAACGAACUGCUGAAACGCUCCCGGGAGACGGAGGUGCAGCUGAAGCCGCUGGUGGAGAAGAACAAGAGGAUGAGCAAGAAGAACGAGGACCUGCUGCAGAGCAUCCAGCGCAUGGAGGAGAAGCUCAAGAAGCUCACGAGGGAGAACGUGGAGAUGAAAGAGAAGCUGUCGGCGCAGGCGUCCCUGAAGCGACACACGUCCCUGAAUGACCUGAGCCUGACGCGGGACGAGCAGGAGAUCGAGUUCCUGCGGCUGCAGGUGCUGGAGCAGCAGCACGUCAUCGACGACCUCUCCCUGGAGCGGGAGCGGCUCCUGCGCCCCAAGAGGCAUCGUGGGAAAGGCCUGAAGCUGCCCAAGAAGCAUGUUGUGGAGACGUUUUUUGGAUUUGACGAGGAGUCGGUGGACUCGGAGACCCUGUCGGAGACGUCCUGCAACACGGACAGGACGGACCGGGCCCCGGCUACGCCCGAGGAGGACCUGGACGACACGACCACCAGGGAGGAGGCCGACCUGCGGUUCUGCCAGCUAACCAGGGAGUACCAGGCCCUGCAGCGCGCCUACGCCCUCCUGCAGGAGCAGGUGGGGGGCACGCUGGACGCCGAGCGGGAGGCCCGGACCCGGGAGCAGCUGCAAGCCGACCUGCUGAGGUGUCAGGCCAAGAUCGAGGACUUGGAGAAGUUGCUGGCCGAGAGGGGUCAGGGCUCCACGUGGGUGGAGGACAAGCAGCUGCUCAUGAGGACCAACCAGGAGCUGCAGGAGAAGGUGCACCGGCUGGAGAUGGAGGAGCGCCAGCUGAAGAGCGACAUGCAGGACGCGCGGGACCAGAACGAGCUGCUCGAGUUCAGGGUGCUCGAGCUCGAAGAGAGAGAGCGGAGGUCACCCGCCUUUAACCUCCAAAUCGCCAGCUUCCCCGAGAACCACGGCAGCGCCCUCCAGCUGUUCUGCCACCAGGAAGGAGUGAAGGACGUGGAUGUUUCCGACCUCAUGAAGAAGUUAGAUAUCCUUGGCGAUAACGGGAACCUGAGGAACGAGGAGCAGGUGGCCAUCAUCCAGGCCGGGACUGUGCUGGCGCUGUGUGAGAAGUGGCUGAAACAGAUUGAGGGCACCGAGGCGGCCCUGACCCAGAAAAUGCUGGACCUGGAGCGGGAAAAGGACCUGUUCAGCAAGCAGAAGGGCUACCUGGAGGAGGAGCUGGACUACAGGAAGCAGGCGCUGGACCAGGCUCACCUGAAAAUCCAGGAGCUGGAGGCCACGCUGUACGACGCGCUGCAGCAGGAGCCGGGCGGGAAGGCGGGCGCGGCGCUGAGCGCGGGCCAGCGGGAGGGCCUGCAGGCCGCCGUGGAGAAGGUGCGCCGGCAGAUCCUCCGGCAGAGCCGUGAGUUCGACAGCCAGGUCCUGAGGGAGCGCAUGGAGCUGCUGCAGCAGGCCCAGCAGAGAGUCCGGGAGCUGGAAGCCAUGCUGGAGGCCCAGCGGCGGCACCUGAAGGAGCUGGAGGAAAAGUUUCUGUUCCUUUUUUUGUUUUUCUCGCUAGCGUUCAUUCUGUGGCCUUGA